GCUAAUCACCCAUUGUCAUCAUGCAUACACAUGCUACAACACUUGUCCUUAACCUUCACCCCUCUUUGAUCACCUGAAGCCUGAAGAUGGUUGUUUCUUUUCCUGCAUCGUGUAAGAGAAAAUCUGGAGAAAGAAAAAUGGAGUACGGUGGCGCACCUCUGUCUCUGUCUCUCAUCGAUCACUCAUUCAUUUGACUCUCUCGCUCGUUUUGGCCUUUCCAAUGCUUCACAGUUCACACAGAGCCACAGAGAGGCCUCGGGCCAGAGAGCUAGCCAGGGUCGUCACUCUGGCCAGUACAGUAGACUAGACUGUGCGUGUGGCCUUCUUUUACCAGUAGCGCGUGCUGCCGCUGCCCAGCUUGCACUGUCCCUCACACUCUCACUCCACUGCCACACGCAAACCCAGCUCGCCAUGGCGCCUCGCUUCUUCGUGCCUCUGCCCCUCGUCGUCGUCCUCCUGCUCGCCGCCUCCACCGCCCACUCCCAAUCCCCAGCCGCCGCGCCAUCCACCUCCUCCCCCAACUCCGGCGCCGCCAUUUCCCCUUCUCCAGCCACCUCCGCCGCUUCCCCUCCAACAACCUCUUCCCCAACCGCCCCUUCUCCUUCUUCUUCCUCCUCCAAGAAGAACCCGAUCUCCACUCCCCCCGCGGCGCCCCCCUCGAAGCCCAGCACCAAGAUCACCUCCCCUGCCCCGGCCGCCGCUCCGCCUACCCCAGCCAGCUCCCCUCCGCCCGCAUUGCCGCCCCCGGCCACCGCGCCCGCGCCUGCGCUAUCGUCUCCUCCGGCGCCGGCGCCAGUAGUUGCUGCCGCUCCAACGCCCACACUGCCGCCUGCGGUGCCGGCGCCCACGCCGGCAGUGUCGUCUCCGCCCCCGGCGGCGCUCGCCCCCGCGCCGGAAGUGUCGUCCCCUCCGGCGCCGGCGCCCGUCGUUCUCGCCGCCCCGGUCCCGGCACCCGCGCCGACGAAGAAUCCCCGGACCAAGACCAAGAAGAAGAGCCUCCCUCCCGCCGGGCCUCCGCUCUCCUCCGCUGCCGGCGCCGGCAGCGGCCUCGCCCCGGGUCCCGGCCCGUCGGCCGCCGACAUGUCGAGCGGCGCGGCCCCAAGAGGCUACACGGCGGCGAGGACCGGAGGCGCGACGAUGCUGCUGCUGCUGGUUGUUGCCGUCUCGCUGACGGUGGGACCUGCGCUGGCCUGAGCUGAGCCGAGCCGCCUGAGGAUGGCCGGUGGGGUCACCAUAUUCAGCCAGUCCUUGCUUAUUACUAUAGCUGCCACUUGUUAUUACCACGACUACCACUACUACCUACCAUUGAUCCCUCUGCUCUUACCUACUGUGCUGAUCCGCUCCUGUCUGUGCUGAUUUUUGCUUGGAUCUGUAAACUCUGCACUGCUGCUACUUCCUUAUUACUAUGAUUAUUAUUAUAACCAGCUUGUUAUUACCAUGGUCUCUAAA
Molecule: messenger RNA, 1449 nt
Organism: Brachypodium distachyon (stiff brome)
Lineage: Eukaryota; Viridiplantae; Streptophyta; Magnoliopsida; Poales; Poaceae
Product: vegetative cell wall protein gp1
Exons: 2
Coding region: 412-1194 (260 amino acids)
Source: RefSeq, a predicted model, not a curated record